Molecule: messenger RNA, 1543 nt
Organism: Talaromyces proteolyticus
Lineage: Eukaryota; Fungi; Ascomycota; Eurotiomycetes; Eurotiales; Trichocomaceae
Product: glycoside hydrolase family 16 protein
Exons: 3
Coding region: 189-1325 (378 amino acids)
Biological process (GO): carbohydrate metabolic process
Molecular function (GO): hydrolase activity, hydrolyzing O-glycosyl compounds
Source: RefSeq, a predicted model, not a curated record
UGACAUGUCUCAUUUGGAAAGUGGAAAGGAGUGAUUAUUUAAGUUGAAAAAUUUUUACGUCAUAUAGUAGCCGAUACCCACGUGAUUGAUGAUUGACAUUAGCCUCGACUGUCGAUUAAUUGAGUGACACCUUUUUGCACUGGAUUACAUGCUGCUGUGAGGGAGAAAAAGCUAAAAUCGGGUCCAUCAUGUAUUCAAUCAUGGUGGACAAUUGGUUGAAGUAUAUGCUGCUUACUUUGAUUGCCGCAAGUCUGCUGUCAACUUCUGCACUAGCAGACUGCGAAUGCGGGUAUUCCGUUAAUGCAACAAGUGACCCCGAGCAUAUUGUUUAUACUGAUAUUAUUGAAACCAACUUCCGAACUGUUCAGAAUCUCUCGUACAAUGAUGCUUGGGAAAUCCAAACGUCGGAAUUUCCUUACGACCCCACGUCAGGGCAAUAUGGUCGAAUCGACGAGUUACGCAACGUAAUCUCGAACCCACUGAUCGAAAAUUCCACCUGGAGCGGUUCAGGAACGCUGGGUCCCGAUGCUGGAGUACAGAUCUGGACGCGGGCUGGAAUCCCAACAAACAACCUUGUUCCGAUGGGCGAGAUUCGCACUAGUCGGUCUGAUAUACUGUACGGAAGCAUUCGAGCUUUGAUUAAAGCUACCUCAACCAAUGGGACAUGCGGAGCAUUUUUCUGGUACUACAAUGAUACACAAGAAAUCGACAAUGAAAUCUUAUCCCGGCAAAACAAUCCAGGAAACAACACUGGAGCUGUCAAUCUCAUAUUGCAGUCACUGGCAUCAGAGGCUGCUGGAUACAAUGCGGCUGAAACACCAACUUUUGACACAUAUCCAUUACCGUUUAACCCAGCCGAUGGGUUCCAUGAGUACCGCUUUGACUGGACACCGGAGAAAAUUUCAUUCUAUGCUGACGGUAAGUGGCUGCGUGAUAUGACACAAAAUAUUCCAGAUAAUGCUGGCCGCGGGUACUUCAAUCACUGGAGCAAUGGGAACCCUUCCUGGUCGGGUGGCCCUCCUAAUGUCGAUGCAAAGAUGACGGUUGCCUACUUCCUUGCAUAUUUCAACUCCUCAAACCCGGCACGUUUAUCAGACUAUAAAAGUCGGUGUCCGUCUGUGGCAGGAACACAUUCUAUCUGUACCAUUCCUGAAUACAACAGCACGCAACCAUUUUUCUUUACCGAGCAAAAGAACAUGACCAAUAACCAGACUAAUGCCUCUGGGGAUGCUACAUCUAAUGACUCAGGAAGUGUUAUGGUGGGACCACUUCCUCAAUGUAUGAUGCUACUUAUCUUUUUAGCUGGUCUAUUUGCUGUACUGUAGUGACCUUGAAAAGUUGCUUAUUAUCUAAUGUCUUUUCCUCUUUCCUCAAUACAUAAUAGCAUCCUUUGACCACUGACAGGUCGAAACUCUUAAAGAUAGAGAUCGAAAAAAAUUGAUGGUCUAAUGGCAAUAUUCAGUCGGCUACACCAAAUGACCCAUAUGUCCUGUCCUUCACAGUUAAUUAGAUAUCAUAGCUUGAAAUUUACACCCAAUUAAUG